ACGCACACCCUUGACUCGGGUUUCACAAUCAGUCGGCAAGGAGAUCUUGUUGGAGAAAGCGGGCACCAAUUUGGAAGAAUUCUUUGGAAGUCAUCAGUGUAAAGUUUGAGACACAAACAUCAUGAUCUACGAUGCACAAGGCGUUCAACAGGAAGAGAGGGAGGAGGAGCCUACGGAGAACUUGCACGCAGGAGGCUCGUCUCCGGAGAGGAUGGACCCGGACAGCCCGGACAGAAGCCCCAGCGGGCAGCAGCAGCCCAGGGACAAGUGGGCUAACAAGUCUGAGUUUCUUUUUUCUAUGGCUGGAGUGAUAAAUGGGUUGGAAAAUGUAUGGAUCUUCCCAUACCUCUGUUACGAGAAUGGCGGAGGAGCUUUCUUCAUACCAUACUUUGCCACCCUUUUAUUUUGUGGAAUGCCUAUCUUUUUCCUGGAGACAGCCUUAGGGCAGUAUACCAGUGAGGGGGGAGUCACUGCCUGGCGCAAAAUUUGCCCUAUGUUUGAAGGGAUAGGGAUUGCAUCUCAGGUGAUUGUGUCCUACCUCAAUGUUUACUACAUUGUGAUGCUAGCAUGGGCUGUCAUGUACCUAUUCAACUCCUUCAAGAGCCCUCUCCCCUGGGCUACCUGUGACAACUCCUGGAAUACAAUGAACUGUCAGAACACCACCAUGGACACAGGAAUUGAUAGCUAUAACAACAUAUCACGUCCUGAAGAAGAAUUCUGGCGAUUUCGAUUGUUACGGGAAAAUGACGAGGGUCUAGGUCCUGUUAACGGUGACCUGGCUCUCUGUCUCUUGCUUGUCUGGGUCGUCUGCUAUUUCUGCAUCUGGAAGGGGAUUAAAUCCAUGGGCAAGGUUGUGUACUUCACAGCAACUUUCCCUCACCUCAUGUUGUUCAUCCUCCUAAUUCGUGGCGUGACUUUGCCAGGUGCUAUGGAUGGAAUAAAGUAUUAUCUUUACCCAAACUUACACAGAAUUGCUGACAUUCGGGUUUGGGUUGACGCAGGGACGCAUGUGUUGUUUUCUCUUACUGUUUGCCAGGGUGUCCCCACUGCUCUUGGAAGCUACAAUAAAUACAACAACAACUGCUACAAUGACUGUAUUGGCCUCUGCAUACUCAACACCUGCACAAGUAUUUUUGCUGGGUUUGUCGUCUUCUCUGUGCUGGGUUUCAUGGCUCACGUGCUCGGAAUGCCAGUGGAAGAUGUUGUGCAGAUUGGUCCUGGACUUGCCUUCAUUGCUUUCCCCAGAGCGCUGGCUCUGCUCCCAGGCGCUCAGUUCUGGUGUGUGCUCUUCUUCCUCAUGGUCCUUCUCCUCGGUCUGAACGUCCAGUUUGUGUGUGUCGAAAGCCUGGCUACAGCCAUAUCUGACCUGUUCCCUGUCGAGCUGAGGAGUAAGAAGAAGGGAAGACAGGAGAUCUUGGUGCUGGUCAUUGCCACUGUGUGUUUCCUCCUGGGCCUGCCCUUCAUCACACAGGGAGGUAUCUAUCUUUUGCAUACAGUUGACCUUUACGCUUUCAGCAAGUGCAGUCUCCUCUUCAUUGCCUGCCUUGAGAGCGUUGUCAUCGCAUGGAUCUAUGGUGCAGAUCGUUUCUAUGACAACAUCGAAGACAUGAUUGGGUGUCCACCAUUCCCUGUGCUGAAGUACUGUUGGCUGUUCAUCUCUCCACUGAUCUGUGGGGUCCUCCUGUUCUUGAAUGUGUAUUCCCCCUUUGACCCGUCUUUGCCAUGGGGCACUGGCUUGGGCUUUGUUCUCAUGCUCACUCCCUUGAUGUGCAUCCCCGUGUUCAUCCUCGUGGCUCUUCUUAAGGUGAGUAACAUGUUAAGUCCAUCCAGUGAGUUGCGUCAGGUGAGACCACACAAAGCUCGGCUUACACUCUGCGGGUAUGUCAUCAUCGACGGGCAGAGACUUCAAACCACCAGAUCCUGUGCUGAAGAGGAUAAAGUCCUUUUCACCAACAGUGUCUGACCAUACACUCAUGCCCAACCAUACACUCAUGCCCAACUGGUGUCCAGCUGAGCAAACCUUGAUCUUUUUGUAAUGCUAGUACAGAAUCUCAGUUAAAGUUUAAAGUUUAUGUCUUUGAACUAUUGAACCUUUUGUUUUAAAUGUUUACAUUAACAGUCUCUCUAACAACUAUAUUAGUGGGGCAGAUAACCUGAACAAUUGUGCAUUUUGUGAUAAAAGCGUGAAAUUUGAUACACAUAUAGCCAAAGGGUAGAGUUAUAUGUACUAAUAUGUAUAUGUUUUUUUUUUUUUAGGAUAAAAAUAGAUUAACAGAUCAAGAAGGUAAAUCUUAAGAUUAAGGGAGACCCUUUUUAUUAAGUUCCAUUGACCGUCUAUUACAUGGAAACGUGCUAAUGCCAACUUCGAAACUGUGGACAGCUGUCUCCCCCUCCCUAUCGAAGGGGUGUGGCCCCUGAGUCAUUUCACUGUCUAAUCAGAAACUUUCUGAAAAUGUUCUUAGAGUAGACAGCAAUAAGACUGAGUUGUUCACCUUCCUCUCAGAUGCUCUGCUCAGAUGGCUUGAUGUUGUGCUGGAGGAUAAAGAGCUUGUUGUCACAGAUGAUGUAGCAGUCCUCAGCAAACCACCCAUAGCUGAUCUGUCCUCGAUUUCUCCAUUCACACACGAGGAAGCUGAUACCCGUAUGUUAUUACAUGUGGCUCAUGCAGUACAACAUGGUCACCAGAGAAUUAUGAUCCAAACUGUUAAUACCGAUGUUGUGGUUUUGGCGGUGGCAGCAGCUCAAGGUCUAAAGCCAGCGGAUGGGCUUUGGUUGGCAUUUGGUACUGGAAAAAGUUUUCGAUACUUAGCAGCCCAUGAAAUCUCAGGUUUGACUUGGACCUGUGAAGCCAUGUGCUCUUCCUGUGUUUCAUGCAUUGACUGGCUGUGACACAGUAUCAAGCUUUGCUGAGGAAAAACUGUUUCCCUGAGAUAAGGAUCCAGUUCUGCACAAACUGCACACUGUUUAUUGAUUGAUUGAUUACUUGUCCCUGAGAAUUCUUUAUAAUUAAAGAAUAAGGAAGAGUAGUUGGUUAUCUUGUCCCAGAGAUAACGAUCCAAUUCUUUGGUGACAAAAGCAUGACCAAACCUUCCCAGCCCUAAGCAGACUUGCAGAACUUGUGUUUCUUCUUGCCCUUCCUGUGUUUCAUGCAUUGACUGGCUGUGACACAGUAUCAAGCUUUGCUGGGCAUGGGAAAAAGACUGCAUGUGGGCUGUCUUACAGAGCUUACAAAUGCCCUGUUAGAGAUAUGUUCAGCCCCACAUGACAUUCCACAGGAGAUAAUGGCCACAAUAGAAAAAAAUAUCAUCCUGCUCUAUGACUGAACCAGCACAUCCAUCUGCGAAACGGCACAAUGUGCAGUCAAUCCCCCCGACAAAGGCUGCCCUAAAGGAGCCUGUUAAGCGCCUGUUAUGCCUGUUAUGCUGGUAUCUACACCAGAGCUACCCUUCACCCUGUAGAUGGGGCUGGUCAAAGACAUCUGAGGGUCAUUAUGAACCCUUCUGGACAUGCCUACCAGAUGCAGGGCAGUCCAGCUAUGAACUUUUCUCCUGCAAAUGUAAGAAGGGCUGUGUUAAGAAGUGCAAGUGCAAAAAAAUCUGCCUUACUGUGAGGCUCUGUUACUGUGAGGGCGAUUGCUGACUUUUCCAUGAUAGACCUUAUAUUUUUAAUAGAUAAUAUUUUCACAUAUAGACCUAAUUUCGCCUAUAUUGCCUUAUAAACCAGAAGGAAACUUUCUAGUAGGCUUAAUGUGAGAGUUACCAUCUGAAUUCAGCCACAUGAAAAAAGUGUGAUUUGAUGUUAUGAUCCUCUAUAUCAUAUAUCUAUGCAACUUUGUUGCAAUUACAAACUUUAAACCAGUCACAGCUGCCGUUUUGAAAAAUAACAACCAUCUUAAAAUUUGAAUGACUUAUUUGUGUUAUACAUGUAGUAACUCCCAAUAUAUGGCAAAAAUAACGGACUAGAUCAACAAUCUUACAUAUUAAUUAACAUAUGUCAGAAAAUUCAACUUAAAGUUGUUGUCAAUUGGCGGCCAUCUUGAAAAGUGGCUACCAAGGCCGCCAUAUUGAAAAUUCAUGAUGGCCCGAUAUCUAAUUCUUUUUGGACUGUCUUUGGCUAUAUGUGUACCAAAUUUCACGCUUUUAUCACAAAGUGCACAAUUCUUGUGAACUAUCAAGCUAAGCUGCACCACUAUAUACUACAGUGUCUCCAACAACUAUAUAUAUGUAUAUGUACAUACUCGAUAUAUUAGAAGAUGCUUCUUGAUUGAUUUGAGGAUGUAUUUAACUUCAAAACUCUCAGGAUAUUUACAUUUUUUCUUUCAAAUGUUCACGUUAAGAGUGUCUAUACCAAUUAUAAUUGUGAUCCUAAAUGUGUCACAAUAUGUUUAACAAUUGUAUAACAAUUAUUUUCCUCUCACAACCUAUAUCAAAUUGCUGUUUUCAUUAUGUAAUCAAAAUAUUUCUUAUCAGUAGCAAGAAUCUAACCUAUGUUCUGAAAUUGUUUAUACUUUAUAGAUCCUCAACUCAAGUAUGCCUGAGAUAAUGUAUGCAUGAAAUCAUCUAUGAGGGGCCAUACUAAAAAAAUAAAAAAUUCAUACCAGCACUCUAAAGUGGACUGAAAAUCUGUAGUUAAGAAAAUGGAACGUUGCAUUUCUCCACAAACUAACACAAAUGCGCUUCUUCAAUCCUCUCUGCUUUAACUUUAAUUUGACAAAUGGGAAAAUUGACAAGGUCUUGUGCUGUCUAUGGUGAGGGACUAUAGGCCUAUGCUAGUGUUUUCUGACAAUGUUAAAUAGCUAAUGGUGGAGCUAAGGAAGAGGAGAGGAGGAAAGUGAUUUGGGAGAACUUGUGUUUAUUUUCAUAUGCAACGCAACAGGAAUGGCACAAGGAACAUACUAUACAUUCUUAAACAACAGCCAGUGACAACGUUGCUGUGGUAACCAAGAUAGUGUAAAGUAACCUGAUCGCAGGCAAGCUACAGUGAAUUCUAGACUCUCUUUUGGUGAGUGACUGCUUCAGUGUGUCAAUGUUUCUACAACAUUUUUUUAUUGAAAGUCGAUGUAAUACAAAGCCAAAAUAUGCCCAAAUUGGUGACAUAAUAUUUGUAUUUGGAACUACAUAUGUGGACGGUGUUGAAUUGAAUAUCAUCAACCGGCCAGCAUUAACGCUGUGGGCAUUAGCCUACCACAAAAGAAAAGUGUGUUCGCUAUUCACAGUUGCAAUUAAACUCCAGCUGUUUACGUUUUUCA
Clupea harengus (Atlantic herring) is the source of this 5248-nucleotide messenger RNA. Its product is annotated as sodium- and chloride-dependent betaine transporter-like. The record is from RefSeq and is a predicted model, not a curated record. Bases 122 to 1963 code for a protein of 613 amino acids. Gene Ontology annotation, biological process: amino acid transport; nitrogen compound transport; sodium ion transmembrane transport. The transcript is spliced from 16 exons. Gene Ontology annotation, cellular component: cell projection; plasma membrane. NCBI's taxonomy places the organism in Eukaryota, Metazoa, Chordata, Actinopteri, Clupeiformes, Clupeidae. Gene Ontology annotation, molecular function: gamma-aminobutyric acid:sodium:chloride symporter activity.